GCUUCCAAGUUGCUCUCGAUCUUCACUCUCAAUAAUACUCUCGCUCAUAUUCUCAUCCACACUUCUUUCUCCCAAGCCAACCCCGGUCAAAACCAUCUCAUUUGACAUGGCUCCCAAAUGUUGCAAGGACUACUUCUCAUGCUCCGGAACCAAAGUCUUCCUCGCUCUGGUCACCCGUGUCAUGUUCGUCGUCCACAACGUGACGUCCGUUUCCAGGGCGGUCAUCGUGGAAAACGACCGUCGACUGUGGCUCCUUGCCCUGACCAUCAUCGGGCUCGUUCUCGAGACCAUCUUCACCAUCGCGAAGAACAAAGGAGAGGAGUGGAAGUGGUUCUGCCCUAGUGUUUUAUUUUUUCUUGCUGGGUCUGUGCCAUCCAUUUGGAUCUUGGAGUUUGAUUUGCUGAGACGAAGGGAAGUUCCUGUAGUGAUGCGUGAUAAACAAUACAUUGACGCCCUCAAUAAGGCAAGAACUUGGGUGUUAGCGCUGGAGCAACUGCUUUUGUUUGUCUUGAUUGUUGGUCGUUGGCUACUCCCGAAGGGUGAGAUCACAAGAGACCAACUGUCCCAACUGCUCCUAGUCUACAUCGCCACUGCUGCUGAUAUCAUCGAGUUCUUUGACAGCUUUAAUUCGGACGAAUCCCCCUACAACAAAGAACUGAUCACAGCCGUGCUGACUCUCUGGUCCUGGAGCCUUGUCCAGUUCACCCUCGUCUUAACAUCCACCAGGGGAUCGCCAGAGUAUUGCCUUCCGGUGAAACAUACAGAACCUUUGGUCCUUGACGAAACGGCCGUCAACAAGUGGCGAAGACUUGCGAAGAUGCGCAGGGUCGUGAUGCAUACUCGGGUACCCUGGCCAUGGGGGCGGUUUGGACAGGUGAUGCCUUUGCCGAAUCCUCCAGGGAAGAACCGAAUAAUCCCGGUGCGACCAGAGGAUGAGGACAAGGUGUACCCUUACAAUCGAUGUGCGUGUCUUGAAUCUGAGAUCUGGGCUGUGAUGGUUGGGCUCUGCCUCCAGGAUGGACCCUUUCUAAUCCUUCGUCUCAUCCUCAUCUCCCAUUAUAAGAUCUUCACACAUCUUAGCCUCUUCUUUACUAGCAAGAAUGCGUUGGUCUUGAUGUUGCAGCUUUAUCGCUUGAUCGUCGUACACCAGGAGAAGGUAGCCGCAGACAACCAGAGGAAACUGGAUCUUCUAAAGGCCCAAGAAGAUGAAGAGCGGCGGUCUCAUGUUGAAGUGGGAGAAACCGAGAUGAAUGACCCAUAUGAUGUUGAGCAAUUUAGGGAAGCGAUUCAAGAUUUGUACUAUCGAUAGUUAGACGUUCAUCAUAGAAAAUAAGUUAUAUUUAUCUAUCACAAUCCUAUAAGUGCCAUAAUACGUCAUGUUCAUUCUUAACAUAAUGGUGUGAGAAAAGACUAUGAUGAUAUCACUCGAAAUUAUUUUUCACAUUAUCAUAUCAUUUGUGUGUGUGUGUUUUUUACUCUAAUUUUAAAUAGUAUUGCCCAAAGUGUAGAUCUCAUCAAUCCAUGAAACGGGAGUAUUGUGAAUAUUCCAUUUCACGUUUAGAACAUCUGCCGCUCGUGCUUUUCUUCCACAUUUUGAAACUUGCAACCAACGCAAUGCGUUUUACCUACAUUUAUAGUGCUGGAUACGUUAAUCAUGUUAUUUAUUAUUUCGCACUGUCAAUUUACCGGUCACUUGAAACAAUAGAACUUUGUAACCUGUGAUACACUUGUUUCGAAAUAUGUUAGUAGUAUACAGGGCCAAUGUUACUGCCUAAUCCUGCUAUAGCUUCUCCUUUAAAUAUUUUACAGAAGUUUUCCUUACGAGAUGGUUCACCAAUAUCUUUGUCAAUUUGAUUCUAAUGGAAAAUCCGUCGGAUUAGUUCACCAUGAAGAGAAAGUAAUGUCGGCAAACUCGGCAUCUAUUAAAGAAACUUAUAAAAUUAAACAUCGCUUACGAAAGAUGUAGUUUGCAUCGUAGUCUUUAAAAAAGGGGUCAUUGUACUAUCAGGGGCUGCGGAACCGUGGAAGGGGCUGGAGGGGCUCAGCCUACCCCUACUUUUUUUUUCUAAAUCCGCAUACAAAACGUGCAAAUGACUGUGAUUUUUUUGCAUGGUCACCCCCCCCCCCCCCCCCACACCGUCCCACAUUCAAAACCAUUCCGCGGCCCUUGAUUACGCCAUCACAUGGUUUUUAUCGGAUUGUUCAAAACUUCUCGCCUCGUCGCUCCACAUCUAGCUUGAUUUUAUCAAAUAAGUAUAUUGUAUAUUAAGAGACAAUUUAGAUACAGUUUUCUUAUACGAUUCAAAUAUUUCUAUAAUCUUCCACGAAUAUUAGCCAACCCUUCCUCUUCCUCCUUCAUGUCUUUGUCUGUUUUUUUUUCUUACUCAGUCUUUUCUCUCUGUGCGUUUUCAUCUUAUUUAUGUCAGCCAUUCUCUCUUGUUUACCGUCUUUUAUUCUUUUACUUUCUUUCUUUCUUUAUUGCUUUCUUCAAAUAAUAAAUAAUAAUAAUAAUUAACAUUUAUAUAGCGCUUAAUACAACAGUUUCUAAGCGCAUUGGAAAGAGAGAAAAAAAAGAAGUAACAAAAUACAGUGAGAGAGAACAGGAUAAGGAAUUAAGAGGACUGCUUAAUGAGGUAAGAUUUGAGGAGUGUUUUAAAAGAUUCGACAGUGGAUGCAUUACGGAUGGAGAUGGGGAGAUUGUUUCAUUAGUUCUAUCCUUUUCACUUCUAAUUCAUUAUUUCCAUGGUAUUCUUGUAUUUCAUUUCAUUCAUUUUUUGUUCGAUAUUUCCAUUUGGUUCUUUAUUUUAACCUUCCUUAUUUUUAUUUGCACUCCAUCUGUCUAUUCCCUUUCCCUUUUUUCUGCCUUCCUCUCCUUUCGUUAUUAUUUCAUUUACCAAUUAAUUAAUCCUCUUAGGCCAGUUAUUCAUUUCUCACAUCAUCUUAAUUUCUCACACUAUCAUCUCCCCAUGUUUGCACUUCCAUCCAUUCUUACAUUUUAAAAUCAAACCUUUUAAUAAUCUUAUCUUUCUUCCAACAGUACAAUACAAUCACAUGCAGUUCAUUGUUAUUUGCAAGGUUUUCAUGUUUAUUGUGCCAAAUACAUAAAAAAACAAUCGGUUGUCAACGAUUUCCUUAUUUUGCCAAUAAAGAUAACAAUACUUAGAAUUACAGU
This is a messenger RNA of Lytechinus pictus (painted urchin), 3172 nucleotides long. Its product is annotated as transmembrane protein 26-like. The record is from RefSeq and is a predicted model, not a curated record. The transcript is spliced from 3 exons. NCBI's taxonomy places the organism in Eukaryota, Metazoa, Echinodermata, Echinoidea, Temnopleuroida, Toxopneustidae. The coding region runs from base 107 to 1309 and encodes 400 amino acids.